Molecule: messenger RNA, 850 nt
Organism: Priapulus caudatus
Lineage: Eukaryota; Metazoa; Priapulida; Priapulimorpha; Priapulimorphida; Priapulidae
Product: protein trapped in endoderm-1-like
Exons: 4
Coding region: 125-850 (241 amino acids)
Biological process (GO): G protein-coupled receptor signaling pathway
Cellular component (GO): membrane
Molecular function (GO): G protein-coupled receptor activity
Source: RefSeq, a predicted model, not a curated record
CAGCGACAGCAGCAGCAGCAACAACAACAGCAGCAACAGCAGCAGCAUCAUCAUCAUCAUCGUCAUCGACAUCAACCUCAACAGCGACAACUGCCUCCGAAUCGUCGACCACGAGAUCAUAACCAUGACGACGGCGGCGGCCGUCACCGUCUCCAUGGAAACCACAGACAUGGCGGCCGAGCUCGCCAACGUCACCGCAGCAACGAUGUACGUCUACCCGGCGGCGCUGUCCAACUUCGCCGCUACGAUGGCGUGCGCGUUCGUCGUGCUCGGUUGCCUAGGCAACGGGACGACGAUCGUGGCGCUGCUGGCGAGCGAGAAGCUGAGGAGUCAUGCGACGACGAUGUUUGUGAUCAGUCUCGCCGUCACCGACUUCAUAUACUGCGUCUUCAACAUGCCGCUGACGGCCUCCAGGUACAUUCACAUGGCGUGGGUUCACAGUGAUGAGCUCUGCAUGAUCUUCCCAUUCCUCUUCUACGGAAAUGUGGCUGUCUCGAUCCUGAACCUGCUCACAAUCACAAUCAACAGGUACGUGUUGAUCUGCCACACGAAGACCUAUCAGCGUAUCUACCGGCAGCCGUACAUCGCUUUCAUGAUCGUAGCCAGCUGGCUUGUACCCGUCGUCUUCCUCGUGCCGCCGCUGUUCGGCGUAUGGGGGCGCUACGGAGAGAAGCCGCAGACGUCGUCGUGUACGAUACUCGAGGAUGAGAACGGGAACUCGCCGAAGAGCGCCAUCUUUGCUGUCGGCAUCGGCGUGCCCAUGAUCGUCAUCGUGCUCUGCUACCUGCGCAUCUACUGGCAGAUGCAAGCAGAUCAGGUUGCAGCUAGAUCUAUUAUUAUUCACCUCUGA